Messenger RNA from Caenorhabditis angaria, 938 nucleotides. NCBI's taxonomy places the organism in Eukaryota, Metazoa, Nematoda, Chromadorea, Rhabditida, Rhabditidae. The record is from the annotation of a GenBank genome assembly.
AUGCCUCCAGUUUUGCGAAAAAGAAAACAGGUGCCUGAACCAGGGGAAGAAGAAACUUGUGAAAAGAAACCAAAAAAUGAGGUAAUUUUAAAGUUUAGCCGAUUCGAAUGAAAAUAUUAAUUUUCUCAAAGUUGCAGCCAGAAUCGACUUCGUGGUUUGAUAUUCCAUUGGAAAUGCGCGAAAUGGUUAUUGAUAAAAUGGAUGCAAAAACACGUUGUGAAUUUACAAGAUGUUCGACAAAAUGCGAAGAUGAAGUAAAAGCAUCGAAAAAUCAUUUAUACAGUUUGCAUGUUUUCGAUUGUGAAACAAGUGUUUAUAUCAGUUUCAAAUUCGAAAAAGAAGCACGUUUUCAUGAUUUUUGUAUGAAAUUCAGAAAGUCAUACGAAAAAGAGACGAAAAUUUGGUAUAGAGUAUGUAUGUUUGAUGAUUGGGAUGAUGAAGAUGAAGAUUGGGAACCGGAUGCACAAAGAUAUUUUGGUGAUUUUGGACAUUCGAAAUGGAGAAAAAAAGAGGAAGGAAAAUGGCAAACUGUUGUCUUGAAAUAUUUGAAAAAUUAUCUAGAAGUUUAUAAAAAUUCCAUUAGAGAAUUAGAAAUUUUUGUAAGUUUUUUUUUUCCGGAUGAUAUUCCUCGAGUGAACGCUAAAAGGAUUAAUAAAAUAAUUUUCAGCAUUAUUCCAUGCCGCUCAAAAACAUUGAUAUCAAAAAUUUGAAACGGCUCGAGCAUCUCGAUGUCAGAUUUGAAAAACCGAGAUGCAAAAAGAUCUUCUCAAAAUUGGUUUUCUCGAUCUCCGUCAGGUAUUUUUUAGCUAACACUAUUAAUUUUUUUGUCUUCUAAUUAAUUUUUGUUCAGAUUUCAAAUCUUCGAACAUGCUUCAUACCUGACACAAACUUCACAUUCGAACAAAUUUGCCAUUUCAAAGGAAAAGUUUUGUAUGUAA